AUGCUGCGCUUCUACCAUCUUCAGCCAUCUAUUCUCCGCAACUCUACAUCCAGGUGCUCGUUCUCCACAUUAUCUCGCAAUUUUCGCAAGAUUCUCGUAGCCAAUCGCGGAGAAAUCGCUUUGCGCGUCUUACGUUCGGCCCAAAAGCUAAACAUUGAGACUGUUGCUGUCUAUAGCGAUGCCGAUACCAACUCGCAGCAUGUAAAAUUGGCUACAGAAGCCUAUCGAUUGGGCCCUGCAGCCGCCAGUGAGAGCUACUUGAAUUUUCCCAAGAUCCUGGAGAUUUGUCGUCUGUCGGGGGCUGAAGCUGUGCAUCCAGGCUACGGCUUUCUAUCGGAGAAUGCGGCAUUUGCUCGUGCUUGUCAAGAAGCUGGUGUCGAGUUUAUUGGACCUCCAAUCAAAUCUAUUGAAGACAUGGGAUCCAAGAGUGCGUCCAAAGAUAUUAUGAUUAAGGCCGGUGUACCGGUGACCCCUGGGUAUCACGGACAAGACCAGAGCUUUGAUACAUUAGAAAAAGAAGCGAGGAAGAUUGGAUACCCGGUACUCAUUAAGGCGGUUUUGGGAGGUGGAGGCAAAGGCAUGAGAAUUGUUGAUGAAGACAAAGAUCUACAAGAAGCUCUGGAUGCCUGUGUGAGAGAGGCACAGGCAUCUUUCGGAGACGGGCGAGUGCUGAUUGAGAAGUAUUUGAAGAAACCAAGACACGUAGAGCUUCAGAUCUUUGGAGAUAAAUAUGGAACUGUCAUUCACUUAUUUGAGAGAGACUGCAGUGUACAACGUCGGCAUCAGAAAGUCUUGGAGGAAGCGCCAGCUCCCAACAUGUCCGAAGCGCUGCGUCAAAAAAUGGGAGAUGCAGCUGUAGCCGCAGCAAAAGCGGUCGGCUACGUUGGUGCUGGCACGGUUGAAUUUCUGCUAGAUGAAGACGAGUCGUUCUAUUUUAUGGAGAUGAAUACCCGUCUUCAAGUAGAACAUCCAGUUACUGAAAUGAUCACAAAGCAAGAUUUAGUUGAGCUGCAACUGAAGGUUGCCGCAGGCUUCAAGCUUCCAAUCCGUCAGGAGGAUCUGAAAAUUCACGGACAUGCUGUUGAGGCUCGUAUCUAUGCCGAAAACCCAUACAAUGACUUCCUUCCUGUGAGCGGAACGUUGCAGCACCUUCGCUUACCCCUUACAUCAAAAUCGGUUCGUGUGGACACUGGCAUUGUUGAAGGUGACGAAGUGUCAAUUUUUUACGACCCAAUGAUCGCCAAGCUAAUUGUACACGGUGAGAACCGCCAGGAAGCGCUGGACAAGAUGGUUCGAGCAUUGCACGAGUACCAGAUCGUGGGCCUUCCCACAAACAUCGAAUUUGUGGCUCGCACAGUAGACCACGCUGCGUUCCGAGAGGGUGAGGUUGAUACGAGUUUUCUUAACAAGUUUGGCAACGAGGUCCUUGGGUCGUUGGGAACGUAUCCUCCUUAUGCAAAGGCACUUGGAGCUGUAAGUUUACUUAUACUGGAACAGGGCAAAUGCCUACCAGGUGAGAGCCGUAAUGGUGAGCUCCACUCUCCAUGGCUGGACGAUUCCCUUUCACAUUUCCGUUCAUUGGAAACGUUGGAGAAAAAGCUUUGCCUAAGCUACGACGACGAGAAAGCUUCGAUGACUGUCAAAUGUUUAUCAAAAACCAACUACGAAGUUUUGAUUGGUGACAAUAGUUCUCUGGACAGCCUCUCGGUUAGUGGUACGAUCGACGAGCACGGCGACUUCAAGCUCCGAGUGGACAAUCGAAUAUUCAAGGGAACUGCCGUGGUUCAUAAUAACGAGCUACAUCUUUUCUGCGAUGACAACAGCCAGCGAUAUGAAUACAAGUUUUACAUCCCUUUACCGUCUUUUGAGCCAGCAGAGGGGAGCUCAGGUGCCGCUGCACACAGCAAGAUCGUAGCGCCAAUGCCAGGUAAGAUCAUUAAGGUGCUGGUAAAGAAUGGUGAAAAGAUUACUGCCAACCAGCCGCUGGUGAUCAUGGAGGCCAUGAAGAUGGAGCACUUGAUCCGGGCACCAAAUGAUGGCAAGGUGCAGGAACUGUUUUGUGAAAAGGGAGAUUUUGUGACAGACGGUUACGUGCUUGGCGAACUGGACUUUCGUGCUCCUCACGAACAAUACUCACAUCGACUAGAGCAGUCGUCACGGUCAAGCAAUACUGCUGCUAUUGUGAUUCUUUUGUUUGCUCUGUUAGCAUCGAUGACGGUAGUUGCUUAG
Messenger RNA from Peronospora belbahrii, 2229 nucleotides. The record is from the annotation of a GenBank genome assembly. Lineage: Eukaryota; Oomycota; Peronosporomycetes; Peronosporales; Peronosporaceae.